AUGAAAUCAUUAUCGGUAUCUAAAUACUAUAACAAUAAUAGUUUAUUGACUCCUGACAAACGAUUGGUAUCAUUUGAUAUUAUUACAGAGUAGAUAAACUACUUAAUCAACGUAAAAAAAAGAUGCGCUUUCUGUUUAAAGUUAUUUCUCUGAAUAAUCUUAUCUAAAAUCAGAGGCUUCGAAAAAGGAAAUAAUCAGAUUGAUUAAAUCCACUGUAGACAGUAUCCAUAAAAAUAUCGAUAUCAAAGAGUUGAAUAUUAUUUUGACCAAAUUGCUUGCAGGAUUGAGUUCUUGUAUCAAUGAGUAGGAUAUGUCCCUUAUAUUAAUUUAACUUAUACAAUCAAUCAAAUAAAUUAUUCAGAAUCAAAAAAUCUAUGAAAAGUAGGUAUAUGAUUAAGAAAAGGCUUAAUUGUUGAUUAAAUUAUAACAAUUAGAAUAAUAAUCUAAAGAGAACUAAUAGAAAUUUGGUAAUUCUGUUUUUUAUUUUAGAAAAUUAACUCAAAGAAUUCGAAAUACAACACAGAGUUUUAUAAUAUUAAGAUGAAUUAAAUCAAAUUAAGAAGAGUUAAGGUAAUAAAGAUAAUCUUAAUGAUCGCAAUAAAUUAAAAGACUAAAUUAAGGAAAUGUAAUAAAAAAUGCUAACAUUAUCAGAAAAGGAGCGUAAAUUAAUACAAUUAGUGAAAGCAGUUAAAUCUAGAGGAAUAGAUGUUGAAAAAAUAUAUAAGAAUUUAAAUAUAUACAGCAGUAAAAAUAGCAAGAGAACAAGUAAACAAUCCAAUUCGUAAGUUGAAGAUAUCUCAAUUACAGAAUCAAAUCUGGCCGAUAUAUCUUAAUUAGAUUAUAGUGUUGGCAAUAUUAAAAGACAUGCUAAAUUUGUAGUUGAUUGA
This is a messenger RNA of Paramecium primaurelia, 887 nucleotides long. The record is from the annotation of a GenBank genome assembly. NCBI's taxonomy places the organism in Eukaryota, Ciliophora, Oligohymenophorea, Peniculida, Parameciidae.